Macrobrachium nipponense is the source of this 6899-nucleotide messenger RNA. It is a transcript of the gene APC7, whose product is annotated as anaphase-promoting complex subunit 7-like. The coding region runs from base 69 to 1742 and encodes 557 amino acids. Gene Ontology annotation, molecular function: protein binding. The record is from RefSeq and is a predicted model, not a curated record. NCBI's taxonomy places the organism in Eukaryota, Metazoa, Arthropoda, Malacostraca, Decapoda, Palaemonidae. Gene Ontology annotation, biological process: cell division; positive regulation of mitotic metaphase/anaphase transition; protein ubiquitination. Gene Ontology annotation, cellular component: anaphase-promoting complex. The transcript is spliced from 12 exons.
UCGUCGGUUUAGUCUCCAUAAUCAAAACAAACUUUUGUGCGAAGAACAAAUUUCCCUGUGUUAAAAACAUGUGUUUAUUUGAACAGAUCAAGAACUUGCACGACAAUGGGUUGCACUCGAACCUCAUUGCUUUGGGAAGUUUGGUUCUCUCAGUGGCAGAGAACCAGAUGGGAAAUGUGUUGGAACCAGCAGCUCGUUACCAAACCUGGGUGUACAUGGCGCAGUCCCUCCAAAGCCAGGGCGAACACAGACGUGCAGAGGCAACUUUCAAGGAAGCUCUUCAGUAUGCCAAGGCUGCAGCCAAGACUAAAGCUGCAAAGACUUCAGACAUGUUCAAAGAAGGCGUCACAGAAAUAGAUGUGAAAUAUGCAAUGGCUGAAUGCAACAUAGCUGUGCGGCAGUUUACACAAGCAGUCACGUUGCUGGAGUCUAUACCCCAGAGGCAUAGAACCCCGAAGGUCAACAUGAGUUUGGGUAGAUUAUAUCAGCAAGUUGGCAUGGAAAGGCCUGCAAUUACUGCAUAUAAGGAAGUUCUUAGGGAAUGCCCUUUGGCACUAGAAGCAGUCCAAGAACUACUGAGUUUAGGGGUGCGAGGGGCAGAGGUGGCAUCUAUGAUGAUAAAUGCCCACGGAAGUUCGACAGGAAUGGAAUGGUUAUCAAUAUGGGUGAAAGGUCAUGCUUAUUUACACAGUCGAGAUUACACGGGAGCAAUCAACUCUUUCAAGCAACUUGAGAAUACCGUACUGACGAGGAAUGUUGACAUUUUAGCCACCCUUGGGGAAACAUACUACCUUGCAGGCGACUCGAAAAAUGCAUUGUCUAUGCUACAGAGGGCACAUGCCGUUGACCCUUUGAAUUUACGUGGAUCGGAUUUGCUGGCUUGUCUGCUUGCGGGAGACAAGAGGAACCGAGAGCUGGAAGAACUUGCCAUGACUACUACCUCUGUAACUGAUACGGCUCCCCAACCUUGGAUCACCAUGGGCUAUUACUGUCAGCUUAGUAAACGAGCAACGAAGGCCAUUUAUUUCGCUCACAAGGCAUGCUCCAUUAACCCACGCAGUGUCGAAGGUCUUCUGUUGAAAGGGACUUUACUCUUAGAACUUAAAAAGCUGCAGGAAGCUGUCAUGCACUUCAGAGAGGCCAUGCAGAUAGCUCCUCAUCGCUUUGAGCCUCACAAAGGCCUCGUUGAUUGCUAUUUAGCAAUGCACCGGUCAAGAGAAGCUGUAACCAUUGCCACUAAUGCUUGUAAAUUAUUAGGUCAGACCCCAAGAGCUCUCACACUGUAUGCUUCUGUUCUCCUCAAAGAUACCAUGACAGUCAGCAAAGGAAAGAGUCUGCUUGAGAAGGCUCUCAAAGAAGAUCCAUAUCAUUUGCCUGCUGUGUAUCUCUUGUGUGAAGUGUAUGAACAGGAACUACGUUAUGAUGCAGCAAUUGAACUGUUAAGGAAGCAAGUGGCUGUGCAAAGUACUUGCCGUCUCCAUCAAAUGUUAGCGGACUUCUUUUCACACGUCCACGACGAAGAAAAAGCUGCUCACCAUUUUGGUAUAGCUUUGAAUCAUGAGCCUGGAAACACCAGAGCCCUAGAGGGCAUGCAGAAGAUGGAGGCAGCUCCUGAUGCGGCUGUUGAGGCUCCUGCCUACGACAUGGAGGUCGAAGAUAUUGCAGACUCUGAGGGCGAAGUCGAGGAGAGCGACCUGGAAGCAGUUUGGUCUGAUGUGGAUUUCUCCUUAAGUGGUCAGUAGCAUAACGCCAUCCAGAUUAUCCGGGUGACCAACAGCCAAAACAUUCAACAUGACAACAGAAGCUAAAUUGGACUGUGCAUUUGGUCCAAGGUUGUCAUAUGUUGCUGCUAAAGCAUUUUAGAGAAAUUGAUGCUGCAGCAUUUGCUUGCCUAACCAUUCCUUUGAAGGAUUCUUUUCUGGGUAAUAGCCAGGAAAGGUUUUACAUGAAGUGAUUAUUAGUUAACUACUAAAGUAAUUAUUAGUUAACUACUAAAGUAAGUAGUACAGUAUUAAUUGAUAGCCCUUUAUUGUAAGGGUUAAAGUUCAUGGAAAAGAUGUAUUUCAUUGUACUCAAGUACAAGGUUUCUGUUAUUAGGCUUUUAUUUUUUAUGAAUCUUAGAAAAGAUCUUAAUCUUGGCAGUGGAUUCUGGAGAUGAAACUUGAAAUCCACUCCCAUAUAGUCGUUGGUUUUAAUCAAAGAGCACAGCUGCUAGUUUUUUAUGAAAACAUAGUAGCUCCUCUUCUAAAUAUUGUUUAGCCCUUUGGGUUUCUUUUUCAACAUUUGGUCAAUUUUGUCUGGUAAAUGGUGGGGGUUUUACAUGUGAACUUCAGUACCUAAAUUAUAUCCACGAGAAUGUAGGCCUUGCAUGACCAUAAUUUUCUUAGCGCUGUAAAGCUGUCCGAUCACAGUAUCUAAAGGACGAGGAACAUGAAAUUACAUGUAGCAGUUUACUAAAGACAACUUUAAGAAAGUGGCUUAAGAAGUGGAAAUUAUUUAUGUUAUUUUGUGCAUUUUCCGCUUGUGUACUAGAGCUAACAUGAACAUAUGAAAGGGUGUGUUAAGCCCUUAUUAUACAUUUUCUAAUCUACUUCUAGAAGUAAUGACUCCUUGCAGCAGUGUUGGCCCUUUAUUAUUCAUGCUGUAAGGAAUCAAAGUCUCUUGCUUACAUUUUUUGAAAUUUAUUAAACCAAUUAUGCAGUUUUUCAAUUUGUGUAGCCAAUAGUUGACUUCCAACUAGUCAUGAGUUUCCACAAAGUGUUUCACCACUUUAAGUAAAGACCUCGACCUGAUGAGAACUCGGGCAUAAUUCACCAAAACUAAAGGAUAGAUAGGAGACCUCAGUACACCUCUAGCUAGUAAAGGUAAAACCUUCACUACCAUUAUGUUCUAGGUGUUUGUUGUAGCUACCAAUGACAUGUGUCCCGGUGCCAUCUCAUAUGUAAAUGUCAUUUUUAUUUCCACAUGAUACUGGGUUUUUUUUUAUUUGUUUGCGUAGAUGAUGACUGAAGUAUUCACAUUUACGACAGGUAGACAUUUACUGGUUAAUCUUAUUUAAAAAGUGAGCACGUAAUAUUAGAGAUUUAUUAUUUGAAAAGGAAAUGCCAUUUACUAUAUACAGUAGUAAGAGUACCUGAAGUACAACAAGAACAGUGUAUUAUUCCCAGGACAAUUACUGUCAUGAAAAUAGAAUGGAAAAAAUAUCAGACAGUGACAAUAGUAAGAGCUAUUAGAUAGGCUUCAAUUGUGAUUGCGUUCAUUCUCCACCAAGACUAUUGCCUCUGAAGUUGUGUAUUGUUCAUAAUUUUUUCCAUUCUCAUUUCAAUACAAUUGCAACCAGCUUAAAAUUGCCUCUCAAAAGAGCUGCUGAAAGGUGUAAUUGCAAUUGCAUCCUUAGGCUACAAAGCAAUUUGUUUCUGGAGUUGCACAACAUUCUAUAGGGGGAUGACCCAAGAGAAAUGAAGCCCUGAAUCUGGCAGUGUGAAAACGUAAAGGGGAAUGAGGACUCAUCACUUUUAAUCAUGUGAAUGGAAAGCUUGACCUGAAGACAGGAAAGGUGGUGAUGAGUUUAAAGGUGACCUAGGUGUCUUUUAUUUUGUAGGAUAUUUUUUUCUUUUAGAAUAGCUCAUUAAUUGACCAAUUUCUUUUAUUCCUCUUGUUAUGAUGUGAUGACAAAAUAUAUUUGCCAUUAGCCUUAUUGUAUUUUGCAUGGAAGGAAUUUGUUACAUGAAGCCUGAUAUCAACUCAUAAUCUGUACUGAAUAUUUGAAAGUACUAUAUAAUAUCAGGGUAUUAUGAAUUACUCUAUGUACAUAUUGUAAAGUGAUGGUUGUUAGUCCAGUGUAAAAAUAUGGUAGAGCAGUCAAUAUUCAUCAUGAAAUGGACCUAAUGAUUGUUUUUUUAAAGUAAAUUCAGUGGACUUUGAUCUUGUAGGUCAAAGUAGUUAUAGUGAGCUACGAGAGUUAACAUUAGGGUCAAGAUGUCUUCUGUUAUUGUAAGAGAUGAGAACGUAUUUUUGUACUUGUUGUGUCAUAGAUGUAAUGUUGUACACAUCCUGUAGCUCUUUCAUGUCCCCAUUACCUACAGUUCAUCAAGGUUGCUGUGUGUGUACAGUAGUUAUGAUAGGAUAUAUGUAAUUGAUACAGGUACACAAUCCUUAAUCCAAAAUUCUAAAAACUGAAAAAAAUUUGUGCAGAGUAGAACAUCAGUUCAUAAGGUUGGUAGUUUGGCCUAAUAAUGGCUGACCUGAGUCAUUUAGGUGUGUGCUGCUACUCAGAUUAUUUUUCUUACUGAAUCCCAAGGACUGACCUUAGAAAAUCCCAAGAUUAACAAAAAAUCUCUAGAUAAUAAAAUAAUUUUACGUCUCCCAAGCCUUAGAGUUGUAAAUAAUCUCUCUUCUUUAACCAAUAGGUAUUAGUACAUAUGCACACUGUGUGUGUGUGUGUGUGUGUGCGCAUGUGUCCAUAAUGGUGUAAAAACUGUGCAGUACAGAUAAUACAACUUAGGGAGACAAAAAAAAAAUUUGUUGCCAAACACAUGGAAUAAAGACUGUGACCAGCAGGUAAACAGAACAAGGAGGGCCCUUGAAAGAGAAGGGGAUUAACAUUCAUAGAGAGAUUAGAGAUAAAUUUGUUUUACAGGUAUGUCAAUGCAGCAUUAAUAAAUGUCUUUUGAAAAAAAAAAAACUUUUGUUGUGGAAGAAUCUCUGAACCAACAAUUUUCUACUCAAAUUAAUGGGAAGGAAUUCAUUGUAUUCUUCAUGUAAUCAGUAUUUUAAAAUACAUACGCUGUUAAAAACUACGUAAUGUAUUCAAAACACACACACGUCAUUGUCAACUUCAUGUGAGCAAAACGUUCUUCUUCAGACAGAGUACAGCUAAAACCUAAUUGGCCGGCUGGUUGCCAUGGAGAUCUGCUAUCCAAUGACUGCCCUCUACUUCUGUUCUAUUUAUCGACGUAUGUCGUGAAGGUAUUAAAUUUUAAUGUUGCCAUGAUCAGGAUUAUUUGACUGUUGAUGGCAAAAAUCACUCGAUAAUAUGCCAUAUAUAAUGAUUUCUUUUUGAAAACAAGAAUUUAAGAUAAUGUUAACUUUGAUAUAUUGGUAUGAAAAAUCGCACAGUGUGUCAUAGUGUUCAAAUGUACAACUGUAAACUGAUGACGACUUAGUGACAAUAAAGAACAAACCUCUCCAAGAUCAAUAUGAUGAAAUGUAUUUUAUUAGUGUUACUUAUCGUUACAAUUCACAAACUAUUGUAAUUCAUUGUGAAAUUGAAUGAGAAGUAAGAGUAUAAGAUACAUUCAACUUGUGAAUUUUAACGAUAAGCCUGUAAAAUAUAAAAUACAUUUCAUCAUAUUGAUCUUGGAGAGGUUUGUUCUUUAUUUUCACUAUGCUGUCAUUAGUCUACAGUCGUACAUUUGAAUACUAUGACACACUGUGUGGGAUUUUUCAUGCCACUACAGGCAGUCCCUAGUUAUUGGCAGGGGUUCCAUUCUCAGCGGGAUCCUGAUAACCGAAAAACCCCAUUAACCAAAACGGCAAUUUAUGGCGCAUGUGGCACCAAGUUUCAGUUAAUAGCGCUGACAACCGGUUAAUGGUGCCUCUGUUAGUGCAUGUUAUGGCACCAUAAUUAUAUUAUUGACACCUUAUGGUGCCGAUAACCAAAAUUCAGCCAAUUAUAGCGCCACAAAUUGCUGAUUUUGUGGUGCUUAAACUACCGCCAUGAAACCGGAUCACCAUUAACCGAGACCACCGAUAACUGGGGACUGCUUAUGUAUAAUAAAGUUAAAAUUGUUCUUAAAAUUCUUGUUUUCAAAAAGAAAUAACUAUAUAAAGUAAAUUAUUGAGUAAUUUUUCCCAUCAGCAGUCAAAUAAACAUGAUCAUGGUAACAUAUAUUUUUGCAUUUUACUGAAUGUUUUUGUUGAAAAUAAUGUGUUGGUGAACAUAUGGUCUUAAUUGUCCCACUAUUUUAUUAUUGAUGAUGCUAGUUAUCUCAUAUUCAUGUAACAGUAGAGUAAUAUAAAUAGUAAAACAAUGAAAAAAACAAAAAAACUGCUUUUGCUGCACUAUUGACUUUUGAUUAUGCUCCCGACCCCACAGUUCUGAUAUCCGAAAAAUUCCAAAAACUGAAACACAUCUGGCCCCAAGGAUUUUGGAUCAAGGAUUGUGUACUUUAAAAGUAAAGUGUACAGAUGGUAGCAAAUGCUCAAAUCUUUGUUGCUGAUUUUAUAGGAAAAUUUAAUGCCCUUAUGCCCACAGCACAACUUACUAACACUACUUCAUCACGCAUUCUCAGAUUCAUAUUUAUUGUCACAUCUAGUCAAUAAUUAGUGGUUUUUCCAGCAAUUAUUACAGAAUAAGAAGUGGAAAUUCACUUGGUAAUGUGUCACUCUGUAGAAGUUAGACCUUUUUCACCUGUACAAUUUAUGAGGGAGAAUUUCAUUCCUAGUGUCAUUAUAGGUAAAAGUUAAUUAUAUAUUACAGUACCUUGUGAUGAGAAUUGAUUUGUUAAUAUUAAAUAUAACAUUAUUUAACAAACAUAAAUAAGAUUAUUUUCAAAUAUUUUAAUGAAUGUGAAAGAUUUGAAAGCAAGUGUUUCUUUACAGAAUAAUAAUACAGGAAGUGUAAAUCAGCUGAAACCAGUUUUUUGUUACAUUGUGGUGAGAUAAAUUAGGAUAGCUUUUAUUUAUUUGGUUAGGGCAUAGAUUACUGUUGUUGUAUGUUGGGUUUUGUGUAUUUUUUUGUAAUUAUGAUGAUUUUUAUAAGUCAGGAAUAUACAGUUUUUCAUAAUUGAUUGAUUUUAAUGUUUGAAUCCCUUUGUAUUGGUUUAUAUUGUAGGUGUGUUCUUUCCUCUCUAUUUUUGUCCUGCUGCAAUUUAUAAAUAUAUGUUAUCCCUUUGUGA